Penicillium longicatenatum is the source of this 2037-nucleotide messenger RNA. RefSeq names its product 6-phosphofructo-2-kinase PFK26. Lineage: Eukaryota; Fungi; Ascomycota; Eurotiomycetes; Eurotiales; Aspergillaceae. Gene Ontology annotation, molecular function: ATP binding; 6-phosphofructo-2-kinase activity. Gene Ontology annotation, biological process: fructose metabolic process; fructose 2,6-bisphosphate metabolic process. The transcript is spliced from 3 exons. The record is from RefSeq and is a predicted model, not a curated record. Bases 1 to 2037 code for a protein of 678 amino acids. Gene Ontology annotation, cellular component: cytosol.
AUGUCGUCCGCCACUUCAGAUCCUGCAGCCCCGGGGGAUCAGAGGAAUAUGAACCACCGACCCAACGGCAUCAGCUCAAAGGAAGCUGGGCUUGGCUCGGGUAAAGAAGGAGCAACUCUGAUGCCACCUCCGAAAACUGUGGUCGGAAGAGCGCUAGGGAGUGACUUGCAUUCCGAUGCCCACAAAGCCUCACAGGCGCCCAAGGGCGGAGUCGGAACCGCCCUGGCUGACACUCCGAUUUCUACCGCACCCCCGUCCCCACAGAUAUCAGGUCGUACACAACCCGGCACCCCGAGUAGCAGCAGCAGAGUCCGAGCCACCACCCUUGAUAUUCCGGGCCUGACCAAGUCCAAGGUCUCCCCCGAUGGCCGAAUUGCUCAGCGCGAUGUCGGUGCAAAACUGGUCAUUGUUAUGGUCGGCCUCCCUGCCCGGGGCAAGAGUUACAUCACUAAGAAGCUUGCCCGUUAUCUGAACUGGCUUCAACAUGACACUCACAUAUUCAACGUCGGUGCGCGUCGUCGUGUCGCUGCUGGCAGAUCUCCCACACCGGCAACUCCUCGAGAACAUGAAACGGCCCCAAAGAAUGUUCACAAAGACCUCAUCGACUCCGUGCGUCGCCUGAGCGUGAGCGUCGGAACCCAAAACCAAGGCGAAUCCUCGCCGCCGGAGGAAGCGUCUCUUCCACCUCCAGCUGUUCCAGAUAAGAUAUGUGUAAACGGUAAGGAGACUGAGCCCUCUCCUUCACAGAACGGAGACACGAUGAUACCACCAAUGGAUGCGGGCUCUGGCCCGAGAAUAAUUCCAGACGAGGCCAUUAAAGACUCUCCUCUGGAACCCAUGGAUCAGACUGCGAAUUUCUUCGACCCCCAGAAUCAAGAUGCUGUCAAGCUUCGAGAGCGGGUCGCCCUCGACACUCUUGAUGAGUUGCUUGAUUAUAUCCUGGAUGAAGGUGGCAGCGUUGGUAUUCUUGACGCAACCAACAGUACUAUGGAGCGUCGAAAGGCUAUCGUUGACCAUAUCCGCAAACGUGCCGGCCCCGAGCUGAACAUUCUGUUCCUUGAAAGCAGCUGUGUCGACCCAACUCUGCUGGAGGCCAAUAUGCGCUUGAAGCUUUCUGGACCUGACUACAAGGGUCAAGACCCGGAAAAGGCCCUCGAGGAUUUCAAGAAGCGUGUAGCUCUUUAUGAGAAGUCGUACAUUCCCUUGGGUGAAUACGAGGAGAAAAUGGGCAUGGCAUUUAUCCAAAUGAUUGAUGUUGGUCGCAAGGUUGUCGCUCAUCGAACCCAUGGCUUCCUCUCGUCGCAGGUUGUCUACUAUCUGCUCAACUUCAACCUCUCUCCACGCCAAAUUUGGAUCACGCGACAUGGAGAGAGCGUGGACGACCAGGCCGGUCGUAUCGGUGGAGAUUCUGACCUCAGCGAGAAUGGCCGGCGGUACGCCAAGGCCUUGGCUAGAUUCGUGAAUUCCCAGCGGGAGAAGUGGGAGCUAUACCAGCGCCAGAAGGACUUGCUGAAGCACUUCCCUCCCCGUCCGGGUGACAGCACCCCCCAAACCCGUCCUACAUCCCCCACGAUACACCACGCAACUUCUCAAAUGCGUAUGCUGGACGAACUUCACUCAGGAAGGAUGGAAGGCAUGACCUAUAAGGAGAUUCAGGAGCAGUUCCCCGAGGAGUAUGCUCACCGCAAGAAAGACAAGCUCUUUUACCGAUACCCCGGACCUGGUGGAGAAGGGUACCUGGACAUUAUCAACCGUACUCGGGCCGUCAUCGUCGAGGUGGAGCGUACCACUGAUCAUGUCCUACUGGUUAGCCAUCGGUCCACUGCCCGCGUUCUCCUUGCCUACUUCCAGGGCCUUCAGCGUGAUCAGGUCGCAAACCUUGAUGUUGAGAUGGGGGUACUCUACAUGUUGGAGCCCAAGCCAUACGGGGUUGACUUUAGAGCCUACCGAUACAAUCCUGACACCGAUUGGUUCGACUUCGUUCCUGAUUACGAAUUGAAGCAAGUGAGUGGGCCUCCCACCACCAACCAAGCAUGA